GAGACGAUAGCAGGAGGCGAUGAGACAAGGAGAGAUUUAGAGACUGCAGCAGCACGAAGCGCAGGAGAACAGAGCCGACAGCAGCGGUGUCUAACUUGGUGUGACACAGUCCAGCUGAGAUAGAGGUCAGCGGGGCUUAACCUGCUGGGCCACCAUCUGAUUGGUGGGUGGUGAUGAUCGCAACAGGUGGAUUGCUGAGAAUCAACGCACGCCGACAGGACUCGCUAUCCAGACCACAUAAACCACACGCACAGAAGAAGAAGAAGAAGAAGAGGAGGAGUGAGGUAGUGGUGGUAAAGGGGAAGCUGAAGUUGUGUUCAGUCUCGGGUCUCGUGGCUGCACUUGGCAUUCUGGUUCUGGUUGUGGGUGUGGUCAUGGCAGCUCUGGGCUAUUGGCCUCGUGAUGGAUUGUUCUUCAGCUCUCAGCCACAGGAGGGCACCGCCAUGGCUUCUGUCUCCUCAGACACCCCAACAACUGCACCUGCUGAUGCCCAAGUGAGACACUACACCACUGACACUCGAGAAGUGAGAGAAGGUGUACUGCAAUCAGAUGACGUGCAGGAUAAUGGAGGAAGCGAUGAUGGUUUUAACCAGACAGAAACCAUAAAUGGGACGACCAGACAUCUUUCACAAGGUUUUCUACAGGACUUUCUGGACAGGUAUUUGUACUCUGAUAGACUGAAGGUCUUUGGCCCACUCAUCAUGGGGAUUGGCAUUUUCCUCUUCAUCUGUGCCAAUGCUGUUCUGCAUGAAAACCGUGACAAGAAGACAAAAGUCAUCAACCUGAGGGACAUUUAUUCCACUGUUAUUGACCUCCACAGCCUCCGGAAACCCAACACUUCCUCCUGCUGCUCAGCCAAUCCCCCCAACAGCAUUGUUAACUAUAUCCAAUCAAAGAGCCUGGAAGCCAAACCCAGGGCAUAUCCUGACUCCCUGAUAAACAGAAAGGGGGGAGGAGAAGGUGUGGGAGACAGUGGGGUGGGAGGUGGGCUGUUAACCAUGCAACCUGGCAGCAGUAAAGGAGCAGGGGAAGGUUGGGGCAAUGAUGGAGGAGGACACGCAGUCUUCAGUAUAUACCAGGAACAAACAGAUGCUCCUCCUCCCUCUUCCUCGCAGAGACUUUCCCUCCCCCAAAGUUUUAGCCCCACCCACCCCUCCACCUGCUGGACCACAAAGAAUAUGCUAAGCUCUUUCACCUUACCUCUGCGCCGCCCAAAACCCCCUGCGCUGCAGAGAAGGCACUCGGCUCGAGCCAGGACCAACCAGGGCUGGAGAGGGGACAAAGGAGAAGAGGAACAGCAGAGGAGGGACAGAGGAGACGACAAACCAGGGGAGGAGGGUUAUGGAUGCCCCCCACCUCCUCAGCGCUACUCUAGUCCCCCCCUAAAUAGACCCCUUCAGGAUUCAUUAACAGCUUCUUGCAGCUCCUCCGGCCUCUACAAGGAAGCACCGGGAGGCUCCCAGGCCCUGCUCCUCCUCUCCUCUUCCUCCCUCACCCCCUCCCACCUGUCCCUCUCCUCAUUUUCAUCCACACCACUGCCGCCCUGCAGGAGGCACAGCCUGUCGACCAGCAUCAACAUCACAGGUUAUAGCAAAUUAAAACACAGAGACAACGAUUCAUGUUCCUCAUCAUCACACAAAGUGAUAUCACAGGAUAGGCAUCAAAUGUCAGAGGAAGUGAAAUCACAAAGAAAGUACUCUAACAAAGAGAAGUUGAGGAUGAUCUCACAGAAAUAUUCUGGUCUGACGCAGAAGAAAGACCAAUCAGGACUUGACUCAGAGACUGACAGCACAACUCAGUAUAUGACCGAGAAACAUUAGGGCCACAUUCAAAGACUGUGUAAACACUGACUGUGUGAAGACGUCGAAAUGGUGUGCGAAUGUGGCUCUGCUGGUUUCUGAAUUAGCAAUAAGGAGUCUUCCAGAGAAGCAACAGCACAAUAUUCAAGAACCUGCUGUUUAGCUGUGUUGAUCAGCUCUCUAAACUCUCACUGGAAAAGUUUGUAUGGAACCUUUUGCCGGCAGAGAAUGUGCAACAAAAUGUUUCUGUGUUAAUGUGGUAGCUCUCAAAUAAGGGGAUAUUAGCCAUCAUCUGGAAAAUGUGUGGAAUGACUUUCAAUGUACGGUAUUCUGGGUUCCAAAUGAAAAAGUGCAGACUCAUCCAUCACUUUAGUCUUCUGCAUUAGUACAUGACCACAUAACUACAGAAGAGCACUGUAUCCACCAAAGUGUUUUGUGCCUCAGCCUUGUCAUGCUGGUUAUUAUUAUGGAUGCCCAGGUAAUGAUAUCCUGAGGAAUCUGAAGUCAAGCUGAAUGUAAGUGUUUUGUGUAUGAGGUUCGAUGUUAUUUCCAGAAGACCUGUAUUAUUUUUAUUUUUGUGAAUGCAGUGCACUUCUGUAAAAUAGCUUCAGUUUUUGUCAGUAUUAUGGAAAAUUGCUUGAAGUAAAAAAUUAAAUGUACAGGUAACACAUACCUGUUGUUCAUAUAAGUUACUCACUGUAGUGAGGAUUUCCCAUUUUGUUUCUACGACCUUUGCUGUGAGUUAGUUUUGACUGCAUAUCAAAAUGAAUCAGGAUAAGUCAGCAUUAAGCAAUCUCACUACAAAACCUUAAUUUCAAUUGUUGGGAGGAUGCCCAAUGUCUUUAAUUAUUUCUAUUAGUUUAUCAUUUGUACCCUGGAAUACUUGUAAGCUGGGUUCAUUACUUUCUAUCAAGUGUACAUGUUAACCUAAAAAGAAAUGUACUCACUUUUUCCAGUUGUUGUUGACUUGCCGAGACGAAGCAUGACUUCUUAGAUUUGACUGAUCCUAAACUACAAAGUUGUAGCUUCAUGGAGUCUUCCACUGAAAAUCUAACCUGCUUAACCUGAGUUUAAUCUAAGCACAAUAUCACUGAAAAUAAAGCACAUUAUG
Molecule: messenger RNA, 2910 nt
Organism: Pundamilia nyererei
Lineage: Eukaryota; Metazoa; Chordata; Actinopteri; Cichliformes; Cichlidae
Product: transmembrane protein 200C-like
Exons: 5
Coding region: 174-1820 (548 amino acids)
Source: RefSeq, a predicted model, not a curated record